AGAGUCGGGUUAGGUUGCCGCUGGUCGCCGACUCGCCGCGCCGUUUGGACGAGACUCGAGAGCGACGUUGCUGCGUCGAAGUUGUUCCGAGUUCUUCCCAGUUAUCCCCUCGUCUCCGUGUGUACGUGAAAAUGCCGGCAGUCUCGCCUUUGUACAAGUGGGCCCUCGGACUCGGCGCGGUGGGCGGCUCGAUAAUCUAUUACUACAGCACGCACGGCAACGUGCACGAGCCGUUGCGCGUCCACAACUCGUGGACGACGAAUUACACGCCUUCGGUGAAGUGGGACCACAACUGGGACAGACGGGAUCCAAAGAGCUUGGUGAAGCCGUUAAAGGUGAAGGAUGAGAACGAUGAGAACAAAUACAAUGAAAAGUUCGAGGCGAUGAAAGCAAAGGCUGUGCGACACGUACUCUUGAUUCGCCAUGGGCAGUAUCACACGGAUGGAAAGACAGACGCUGAGAGAGUGCUGACUGAACUUGGCAGAAAGCAGGCUGAAGUAACGGGAAAGAGGCUAGCGGAAAUAAACUUGCCGUACUCGCUCGUAGUGAGAUCUACGAUGACACGCGCUCAGGAGACUUCCAAAAUUAUAGAAAAGACUCUUGCAAACGUGCCAGUUGAGGAUGACAGCUUGUUAAUCGAAGGUGCGCCUAUACCUCCGGAACCGCCCAUUGGUCACUGGAAGUCUGAGAAACAUUUCUUCCAAGAUGGGCCUAGAAUAGAGGCAGCAUUUAGAAAGUAUUUUCAUCGUGCGGAACCUAGUCAGGAUCGUGAUUCUUAUACCGUUCUUGUAUGCCACGGGAACGUCAUCAGAUACUUUGUUUGUCGGGCGUUACAGUUUCCACCAGAAGCAUGGCUACGGAUAUGCUUGAAACAUGCAAGCAUCACCUGGCUCUGUAUUCUUCCCAGUGGUAGAGUUACCCUCUUUUGUCUAGGAGAUACAGGGCACAUGCUACCACAGGAUAUAACAUCUAGCUAAAAAUGCACGGCUUGUAUACGCGACGAUAUACGUAUAUAAAUGAUAUCUCAUUGAUAAGCAUAUGUACAAAUCGACGUACUCAUAUCAUCGCAGAGAUAAUGUUUUUCACAUGGCUUUUCACAUGGCUUUCACGUUGGAUGGAAUUGUGUGCAAUUGUACAGAUGUGCGGAAGAGAGGCUGAAUUUUUCUAAAAAUAUUUUUAAUAAAUAUGCUGAGAAAUGGAUACACAUCGACUAAAUAGAAUUUUAGAGAAAGUUAUUCCUGAAUAAUGCUUGUGUAACUUUUUUAAUAAAAGAAAUACUUCAUGCAUCUGAAUAUAUAUUAUA
This is a messenger RNA of Wasmannia auropunctata (little fire ant), 1303 nucleotides long. Its product is annotated as serine/threonine-protein phosphatase Pgam5, mitochondrial-like. Bases 132 to 977 code for a protein of 281 amino acids. Gene Ontology annotation, cellular component: mitochondrion. Gene Ontology annotation, biological process: positive regulation of mitochondrial fission. The record is from RefSeq and is a predicted model, not a curated record. The transcript has 5 exons. NCBI's taxonomy places the organism in Eukaryota, Metazoa, Arthropoda, Insecta, Hymenoptera, Formicidae.